Molecule: messenger RNA, 3087 nt
Organism: Triticum aestivum (bread wheat)
Lineage: Eukaryota; Viridiplantae; Streptophyta; Magnoliopsida; Poales; Poaceae
Product: proline-rich protein 36
Exons: 5
Coding region: 1-897 (298 amino acids)
Source: RefSeq, a predicted model, not a curated record
AUGCGCCAUGCUUUAACCUUCGCUGAAGAAACUGGCUUCCAGCAGAUUAUUGUAGCUUCUGGUUGUGCUAAUUUGGUCAGUAAGGUGAAAAGUGGAGAGAAGAACAGAUCUCACAUAGUUGCCAUAGUCUUUGAUAUUAAGAGAAGAGUUCCAAAGUUCAUGCCAUGGCCAUUAUUUGCACUGAACAAAUUUCUGAAUGCAUAUACGAAGCUGUCUUUUCAGCCCGAACCGGUACCACUCGAGGAAAAAAGGACACCCUUACCUCCCGCACCCACGCCCCUCCACCGUGACCAACUGACCACCGUCGCCGCCUCCUUCCACCGCGCCGACAGCAUCCCUCCACCGCACGCCGACCCUUACUUCCCCGUGCUGGCCGUAUCCCUGCCCCGCGCGCCGCCCCUCCUUCCCCGCAUCGGCCAUCUCCCUGCCCCGCGCGCCAGCCCCUCCUUCCCCCGCGCCGACCGCCUCUCCCCACUGUGCGCCACCCUCCUCCUUCCCCCGCGCCGCCGGUCUCCAUAUCCUUUCCCUGACCCGCCGGACGACGCAUCCUUCCCAGAUCCCGCCGCCCCGCAACACAACCGGCGCCGCGGCUGGCGCCCCGCACCAGAUUCAUGCGCUGCUACUGCUCUACCACCAUGUGCAGGCAGUUCAACGCUACAACCACAGGCCGUUCAAUCUCUCCGCCAUGGACAUGCCCUCCACCUCCUUCUGGCUGCCUCUCAUCCCGGUGUGGCCAGGGCAUUGGGUUCGCCGCCGCUGCGACCAGCAGUCCAACCCGGCCGUCCCAGGCCGUUCACCCGUCGCAGCUCCCAGGCCGACUGUGUCGAGCCACCUUCCGCCCGCACCUUGGGCUCCCAUAUGCGUCCCCUACCCCAGCUGGUGGCGGAGAAUCAGUAAGUGCUACUACUGGUGUACGCCAAGUUCAAGGAUUUUGCCAAGCUUGAGCAUCCACUGGCUUCGACCUCCACCCGCUGCCGCACGCCUGGGAUUCGCAACCUCCAACCUCGCGUGGACCUCGGCUGGUUUCUCUGUCCCGAGUGCCACCGCCGGCCUCCCUGCAGCAUGGCUUCGGUUCCCUCUCCGGAUGCGUCUGCGCCAACCAUCUUUACGAGGCUACCCUAUUCCUUCGCUGGACUACUCUUUCCACCAGCAUCCCCCCUAGCAAACCUCAUGUCUCAUAUUUGUUCUUAUUUUCUUGCAGGAUGCAUCAAAAAGCCAGAUUCACAAAUUCAUCUUCUAAAUGCUUUUGAGUUCAUCGACUUCCCAUUGACAAGAAAGUUUCUGAGUACGCGAUGCGUCGAUGGACGGAUCCCAGGCGGCCAAACGCGACAUGUUUUGUCCUGCGCCUAGAAGCUUUGGAGGCAGUACUUCCUCGACCGAUCCAGCAGUGCUAGUUCAUAUAGAACUUGAAAUUACCUAUCUGCCAUGGGGAUGUACUGCCCUCAGUCCUCAACAAAACUAGUAGUACAGGUUCUCUGCUAUACAUAUUAAUAAGUUUUUAACAUGUACUACAUCUUUUCAGUACAAACUUUUAAAAAGUUUCUUUUUGAACUUCUCACAAUUAAUAUACAUGAACUUGAUUAGCUUUUUAACAUGUACUGAUAUCAACUUCAUUGGAUUUUUGUGCGCGUGCUUGUAACAGUCAGUUCAGAUCUCGAGAGACCAUAAGUUCAAGUUCACUAGUAUUUUUAAAUGUUGGUUGCAGUACUAGUAUUUACAGAUUUCUUAUAAUUUCCACAGGUCAGGCCGUACACAUUUCUUAUUUCUAUUGCUAUAAGUUCAAGUGAUCAAAUGCUAUAAGCUCGCAUGUUAUUCUCCAAUUAGUUCAAGUGAUCAUUGUUUUAUUUUAUUGUGUAUAUGUCUAAGAGUAAACUUUGUGACCUGAACUUUCUACUUGCUGCUUAGAGAAGGCCCCAUUUGUGGCAUGAACUUUCUUCUUAUUGCUUAGAGAAGGUCCCUUGGAAAAGAUGACUAGCUUUCCAAGUUGGGUUAUCCUCAAACAGUUUAUAUUUUAAUAUGGAAUAGGAAAAUAUGUUUGCUUUGGAGUGUGUUUUACAACUAGAACCUUUGAGACUUCAUAUUCUUUGCGUAUGCAAAAAAACAGAGGACAAAAGUUGGCUACCUGCGUGUAGUUUUUAUAAUUUCCAUGGGAAACUAAUAUUCAUGCACCUCUUUGGUGGAUGUUUUGAUAUAUUUCCUUCAUGAAUUGUAGUUGUCGGAUGGUGUUACACAAUUACUAUUCUAGCAUCAUUAUUUAUAUUGUAUUUUUAGCAUUCUUGCAACCCUAUUAACAACAUCUUUUUGUGCAGUGUUUGUUGUUGUUUUUUUAUUUAUGGACAUCUUGGGCUUGCUGGGUGCAGAAUCAAGAAUGUUGGAAAAGAGACGAGCGAGAGAGACAACAAAUGAUUCAACUGUUCUCUUCAUUGAUGAUGAUUUACAUUAUAUAUCCCCUGAGGGGACGCAUCCACCGGACGCGGCGUUUGGAAGAGAAGGGAGAGAAAGAUGCGACGGUUAGCAUAUGGCUAACUGCCUCCUAAUUACAACAUGGGGAUUAUCCACAUAAUUAAUUGUAACACUCCCCCUAAUCUACACUUGUUCAUGCAAAAUCAUCAUCUUGAUUAGAGACUCCUCCAAAAACCCUGUGGGAAAAAUAUGAGGAGUAUAGUGUUUUAUAUGUUGCCAAAACUCCUUUAAACCCGGUGCGAAAAAUAAGGAGAAAAUGACGCAAUAUAUAAUGGUUAUCGUCUCUUUUAACUCAAUAUGAGAAAAUCCAUAGAGUUUAGAGAACAAUAAAUAUGCCGUAUAUACUUCCCUAAAAACCCCGGUGGGGAAAACAGAAAGUAUGGCAUAUGAUCAUGUGUUGAUAUUACCUCAUUAAAAACCUUUAUGAGAACCUGUAAAGUAAACUCAUGAAGGGAAAAAGAGUAUAAUAUGAUGCAUUGAACAGGAACAAUUUAGGAAGAUACUCCCCCUGAUUCUUGCAAAAUUCGAAGCCGUCACAUACCAAUUCCGUGAAAAGUUGGUAGAGACUUUAGACUUGUAAGAUAUGCAAUAUAGCGAUAUUGCUUAUUACGUAACCUGUUUGCA